Aptenodytes forsteri (emperor penguin) is the source of this 486-nucleotide messenger RNA. It is a transcript of the gene INKA1, whose product is annotated as family with sequence similarity 212 member A. The record is from RefSeq and is a predicted model, not a curated record. Lineage: Eukaryota; Metazoa; Chordata; Aves; Sphenisciformes; Spheniscidae. The transcript has 2 exons. Gene Ontology annotation, molecular function: protein serine/threonine kinase inhibitor activity; protein kinase binding. Bases 1 to 486 code for a protein of 161 amino acids. Gene Ontology annotation, cellular component: nucleus.
AUGGGGCUGCAGCUGGCCCUGCGCCACCAAUCCGCCGAGACACAGGACUGGACUGUGGCACUGCUGUCACAGAGCCGGAACCGGCAGCCCCUGGUGCUGGGCGACAACUGCUUCGCCGACCUGGUGGAGAACUGGAUGGACCUGCCUGAGGUGGGCGCCGAACCCCGGCGCCGAACCCCUGCUGAGCCUUCCCGCCGGCUGGCCAAGCCCCCUGCCUUCCUUCUCAGCCUCUCGGGCAACGUACGCCGUAAGUUGGCCAACAUGGCCCGGCCCCGGGGGGCCGAGAGUGCCCGGCCGGGGGGCCGCGAAGCCACCAAGCGUUUCUCCUGCCCGCUGGGGCUAGGGGGGCAGCCCAAGGGCGCCUGCUUCCACCAGUCCCACAGCAACAUCGCCCAGCUGGCCACGGACUUCCACCGCUUCACCGCCCUCAUGAACAGCCGCAGCCGCCAGCCCAUCAUCUGCAACGAUGUUAUCGGCUACAUUUAG